AUGCCGUCUCCGUUUCUAAAUCCGAAUCCCACAGCGGACCCCGACAGUCUCGCCCUGCUGCAGCUGCGUCGCGACCAGAUCGUCCCGACAAUCCUCCGCGACCAUGACGAUGAGAACCAAGGCUACUUCGAAGGCAAGGUCACCAACACCCGCUUUGGUUCAUUCCCGCAUAGCACUUUGAUCGGAAAGCCAUGGGGCUCCCAAGUCGUUGCCUCAAAAGUCGACACUGGCUCUCGCGGCCGUCGCUCAACCAACAAGCGCAAGGCCGAGGAUAUCGAAGCGUCUGCGACACCGACUGGUACAGAGGAGGAGACAUCAAAGCCGGCACUGAGAGCCCCCGUUGCCGCCGACAGUGGAUUCCUGCACGUUCUUGCCCCGACACCCGAAGCGUGGACCAUCUCUCUUCCGCACCGCACGCAGGUCGUGUACACCCCGGAUUACAGCUACAUUCUCCACCGACUGCGCGCACGACCAGGAUGCACCGUAAUUGAAGCCGGAGCUGGCAGUGGCUCAUUUACACACGCAUCAGCUCGCGCCGUGUUCAGCGGGUACCCCGAGACCGAGCAGGCGACGAAGAAGCGUCGGCUUGGAAAGGUGUGCAGUUUUGAAUUCCACGAACAGCGCGUUGAGAAAGUGAAGGAAGAGAUUAAAGACCAUGGCCUUGAAGGUCUAGUCGAGGUCACUCAUCGUGAUGUUUACGAGGAUGGUUUCCUCUUGGGCGAGCCUCAUACGGGCAAAUCGCCCAAGGCCAAUGCGAUUUUCCUCGAUCUGCCUGCUCCCUGGCUUGCGCUGAAGCAUCUAGUGCGCCACCCACCUGCCGGCCAAGAAUCAGCUCUUGACCCCGAAUCGCCUGCGUAUCUAUGCACGUUCUCUCCAUGCUUGGAGCAGGCCGAGCGUACGAUCCGCACAAUGCGCCAGAUGGGGUGGCUCAAUAUCUCCAUGGUGGAAGUCGCCCAGCGACGCAUCGAUGUGAAGCGUGAACGCGUGGGCCUGGACGCUGAAGGCGAACGCGGAGCAACUCUGUUUCCCCAGACAGUUGAGCAAGCGGUCAGCAAGCUUCGCAGCGAUGAACAACACGCCAAGCUUGUUCGUGAGAAUCGUUCAAAUAUUGGUCUUCCGGAUUAUGAGCCUAUCGAGAAGGCUGAAUCGACAUACAAAGAUAGAGAUGCCGAUUUACCAAAGUACGCCCAAGGUCGCUUGGUGCAUCGGUCUGAGAUAGAUCUCAGAACUCACACUUCAUACCUGGUCUUUGCGAUCUUGCCUAGGGACUGGAGCGAGGAAGAUGAGAAGAAGUGCAGGGAGCAGUGGCCAUCUGCAAAGGUGACUCAACCUAGUCAAGAGAAGAAAGUGAGCAAAAAGCAACUGAAGCGAGAAGCCGGCAUGGAGCGGGCAAGAAAGCGCGAAGAGAAAGCGAAACAAGAGCAGGAGACUCAGGCUGAACCUACAGAUAAGACUGAAGAUGCUUCCGAGGUAAAUGCCGAGGCAUGA
This is a messenger RNA of Penicillium olsonii, 1488 nucleotides long. The record is from the annotation of a GenBank genome assembly. Lineage: Eukaryota; Fungi; Ascomycota; Eurotiomycetes; Eurotiales; Aspergillaceae.